AUGCCGGUGGGCACGGCUGGGCCAGGUGACAGCCUGAUGGUCGUCGAUGUUGUGACUCCUCAAACAUGGAUUCGACAAUAUCAACCAAAGUCCCGCCGUGUGGCUUUAUCCCUUCGACGACGUGCUACUAUUGUCAAAUCAAAACGGCACAAGGCCAUCAAGUCUCAGGAAUUGAUCUUCCAGAAACUCCUUGAAUCCCAAUUUCUCACCCGCCGAUCUGCAACUAUUGGCGCUCAAUUCGACCCGUUUCAAUCCUUUCCCGUCUCCUCCGCCCCAGCCGUGUCACAUAUGGCCCAGUACUUCCUUCAGGUAUGGGGGCCUCAACAUGGGCGUGCCUUCGCUUUCGACGGCCAUGAGAAUCCUUACCUGAGCCUUCUAUGGCCUUUUGCCCUUCAAACCGAUAUCUACUUUGAGGCGCUGGUCGCCCUCUGUCGUGGUACAUUACUCAUCACUCAGAAAAGGUCCGCCAUUCAAGAUCAGCCAUUUGCGCUCCAUCGAGCCAAUGUCAUGACCAAGUUGCGUCGCAGGCUUCAAGACCCUGAUAAAUGUGCCGACGAUGCUACCAUUCUUGUCGUCGCCACUCUUGGGACCAUUGACUACAUCCUGGGUGAUCAUCAUGCUGCAACGGCCCACGUUACUGGAAUGCGACAAAUGAUCAAGAUCAGAGGCGGCUUCAAGGGCGACUCUCCAUGGGAACAUUUACUUCAAUCCAAUGUCGUCGCCUACGAAUCACUCUGGUCGUUCUUGUUCGCUGCCGACACCACUUCUAAUGAGACGAUCAGAAAAGCAGGCCAAAUUCUCCAGAAUUCCGAAUUGACCACUUACUUGACCCACCCAUUUCCUCCAGAUGUUUGUGAAAUGCUGGCCAAAGUUCCCCGAGGAUUCUCGGACCUGGGCCUGGAUGGUAUCCUCUCUCUCCAAAUCAUCCGCCUCUUGACCGAUUUUACACAUUUGAGUGGCAAACUAGGUCCGGCGCCACUCGAAGCCAGCCUCGAGAUGAAAUUACGACCAGAGGUGCAGGGGUUAUUAGAAGACCUCCAUCGUUUAUCAACAUUGCAGACAACCGCAACCGAACGAUUUCUGACCAAUGGGAUAUUGGCUUAUUGCUACCUGAUAAGAAGCAUCUACUUCGAUGACGAACUCACCGGGUUUUACGAAAAUGCACUGAAAAUCCUAACUGAGUCCGCGUUGAAACAACCAUCAUGUACCAAACUCCCAGACCGAAAAUGCUACCUGUGGUCCUAUAUGAUGAUAUGUACCACACUCGCAAACAGUCUACAUCCCCCAACGGAAUGGAGGUCCGUGAUGCAAAUGUUUCUACGGACCUAUCCCGAAACCAAUUCCUGGAAGACACUCAAGAGAGACCUCGAAACCUUCUUCUGGGAGGACGAUGUGGCACAGCGUUGUGAACUGGCCUAUGCCGAUGGCAUCAGGAUGAAGAAAGAAGAGUCGAAGGCUAAGGCUGUCGUGAGACAGACAACAGUGCCCAUCCGAAAUGUCAUUUUAUGA
Messenger RNA from Exophiala bonariae, 1509 nucleotides. RefSeq lists its product as uncharacterized. NCBI's taxonomy places the organism in Eukaryota, Fungi, Ascomycota, Eurotiomycetes, Chaetothyriales, Herpotrichiellaceae. The coding region runs from base 1 to 1509 and encodes 502 amino acids. The transcript has 2 exons. The record is from RefSeq and is a predicted model, not a curated record.